Messenger RNA from Leptidea sinapis, 1237 nucleotides. RefSeq names its product rRNA methyltransferase 2, mitochondrial (gene Mrm2). Gene Ontology annotation, biological process: RNA methylation. Lineage: Eukaryota; Metazoa; Arthropoda; Insecta; Lepidoptera; Pieridae. Bases 262 to 1014 code for a protein of 250 amino acids. The transcript has 3 exons. Gene Ontology annotation, cellular component: mitochondrion. Gene Ontology annotation, molecular function: rRNA (uridine-2'-O-ribose)-methyltransferase activity. The record is from RefSeq and is a predicted model, not a curated record.
CAUGAAACAAAGGUAUCCUGUGACCUUUCUGAUAUAAAUGAAAUAUUUUUUCUCGUAGGUAAUUCAAAACAAGUGACAAUAAAAUAUAUAAAUAGUCAUCUACAAGACAAUAAUACUCAAGAGUCAUGCAAACGAUGAUAAUUCUUUGUUCGCAGAUAUUAAACUAAUAAUGUUAUAAAUAUUCUAGUCGUUCUUUAGUCUUAUUUAUGUGUAAGUGAUAAUACUAUUUGCUACCACGUUUUAAUAUAAAAACUAUAUAAUAUGAACCUAUUGCGAUCUAGAAUACAAAGAGAAAUAAUAAGCUUUUCAAGAAUGUGUUUUUUGCAUAAUUGUUAUAAGAGGUUUAAAAGUUCACAACAGUGGUUAAUUCGCCAAAGAUCAGACCCGUACGUAGAAAAAGCUAAGAUACAAAACUAUAGAUGUCGUAGUGCAUUCAAACUGCUCGAAAUGAAUGAGAAAACGAAUAUUUUGCAACCAGGCCUCACAGUUAUCGAUCUAGGGGCUUCUCCAGGCUCAUGGACCCAAGUUGCAGUACAAAAAACUAAUUCCAGUGGUGUUGAUUUAUUAAAACCCAAAGGAACAGUGUUGGCAAUAGAUAAAUUACAAAUUUAUCCCAUUGAAGGUGCAACAAUAAUGAGUAAUAUGGACUUUUCGACAAUUGAAGCUCACAAUAAAGUAAUAACUAGUCUUAAUGGCAGGGAAGUUGACUUAGUCCUCUCAGAUAUGGCUCCAAGUGCAUCAGGAAUAAGAGAGUUAGAUAAGGAUAGAAUUAUAGGCCUCUGCUACAUGGCUCUUAGAUUUGCUGCCCUGGUAACAAGGGUCGGUGGUAACUUUCUAUUUAAAGUCUGGGAUGGUAAAGAAGUACCUAUACUAGAGAUGGACUUAGAAAGAUUCUACAAAAAUAUAAAAAUACUUAAGCCAAAUGCAAGUAGGUCGGAAUCAUCAGAAAAAUUUAUAUUGGCACAAGGUUUUAAGGGGAUUCAGAGACCCUUGGAAGGUGGACGAUGGGGUUGAGUUUAUGAUAACUGGAUGGAAUCUUAUUGAAUGGAAUAUUAUUUAAGCCAUAGAAUGAGGAGUCUUCCACUGUAAUAAAAGUAGUUCAUUAAGAAUUAAUUCUUAGAGAAUUGUAAUAUAUAAUGACAUGUAGAUAAAGCCUUAGAAUUUAUAAGUGUAGAAUUUCAUAUACCUAAAUAAAUUUUAAAGCCAGAAGUCAUUGUUUAAUGCUUUGCUUUUCUAA